AUGACAAAAACACAAACCGACUCUUCUUCGUCAGCUUCAAAGAAAAAACGAGAUCUUUCUGAUCUUGACACCCGUCUCGGAUUCUUAUCUGCUGCACAACCUGAAAAGCAUCCUCGGAUAAUUAGACUAGAUGUGCCCUUUCUGCAGCCUGAAAACAAUGUCGUUUAUUUUCCCGAACUACUUCGAGAGGAAGGUUUGGAACCACCAACACCAAUGAAGAAAUUUCCGUCAGACUCAGACACACCCGUGUCUGAAUCGGACGCUACCCCUCCUCCUUCGCCUGGCUCCAAAACCCCAGAUCGUUCUCUUCCUUUGCCGGCAGAUUCACCAUUCGGAUCACCCUCGGCGUCAGGAACGCACGAGAGUGAUGCAUUUUUCAAUAGGUUGUUGGAAAACGCGGAAAGAAGGGAAAAAGAUGAGCGAGCGAAAGCCGGGUCAGAAAAGCCGCAAAAACGUCCUAGAACCGAAAUGUACGAUAUGAGUGAUCCCUUUAUCGAUGACAGCGAUCUGGUACCUUCUCAGCGCCAAGCUAGGAAAGUGCGACCAAAACUAGAUGGAUUUUUUGUUUGGAAGGGACCCUUGACAAAGAAUGAUUUAGAAAUGCUAGAUAGCGAGGGAAAGCCAAAGAGAAGAGUCAGAGCUAAAUGUACAACUUCGCCUGAAGAGUCUAAGGAGCCUCGUCCCCGCAAGCGCGUUACCAAGAAAGCAGAUAGUACUACUUCUGAACACAAGCUCGCGGCGCCCUCCGCGUGUAAGCAAAAGAAAGAUAAACCUUCAACUGAUUCGGAAAAGAAAACACAGAGCUUGAUAACAAGAUUCGUUUCAGCGGCUGGAGGCAAUUCACAGAACCAAACGGGCGAGGCUAUAAUUGAUUUUGAUGAACCAUCUACUCCACCAGAAAAUGUGGAUGAUUCUGAACCCAGGACUCCCGUUGAAAAUAAGUUUCAGACUGAUGUUAUGAAGACACCUGGGAAGAGAAAGAAGACAUAUGUGGUGCAAUCCCUCCCACUAGAGCUUCAAUCAGCUGUUGAAUUGUUUAAAGAAGCGAUUACAAAAGAGAGUUUUGAGAUAAAGUCAAAAUUUCCUGUAAAUUUAAAGCCAACCCUACUCGAUGCAACGGCAAAGGCGUACGGAAUGGGAUUGUUUGACGAGAACUUUUUCAAAACCCUGACGAAUUUACUGCCUUAUAAUAAAUUCACUGUCACGCGCCUGUGUAAACGCACUCUAUUUCCAAUGAAAAUACAAGAGUUGGAGCAGACGAAAGAACAACUAAUAGCCGACUUGAGAGUAGCAAUUGAUACAACAAUUCCUAAUCUUAUCAAACGAUAUAACGAGCAACUUCGUUCGGAGAAUUCUUUUAAUUCAGAUGGUUGUGGCAAUUCUCCUUCGAAGACUGCAACGUCUACGCCGCCGAAUGGAAACACAACACACAAUGCAAUGUCAGUUGACGCCAUAAUUGAUAAUGACGCAAAUGACAUUGAUGUGGAUGCUGGAGAGGGAAGCGAUGAUAGAAGUGACGGUUUUGGAAAAUUGAGCAAAAAGUUCAAGUGGGAUGAUGCAACAAAAUCUCUUUUGUGGAAGGUUAUAAAAAUCGAAAUGGAUUUGACUGCAAUGCAGAAUGAACUAAAUGAGGCAGAAGAGAAGUCAGAGCGAUUAUCGGAACAAACUAUGCGAAAGCGAUUAUAUCAACGGCUUCUCUCUUUCUGGCCACCGGGAUGGAUAACUUCAUACGAUAUCUCACGUGUAUACAGCGCCUUUAAACGAAAACUUAAAGUUACUGAACAGGGAAGUGACAGGACAUAA
Molecule: messenger RNA, 1803 nt
Organism: Paraglomus brasilianum
Lineage: Eukaryota; Fungi; Glomeromycota; Glomeromycetes; Paraglomerales; Paraglomeraceae
Source: the annotation of a GenBank genome assembly